AUGAUGCGAGACUGGAUCUACGGCACAUUACGGAGCCAUGGGGAGAUUUCUGCUUUUGAGCACCUCCGUUUGGGUCGCGGCCUCGGCUCCGCAGGUGGUCGUCGUAGCCUCCAAAACCCCGUCAAGAUCAACGCCGCCCUCCAGGGCUUCUCGCUCAUGUUCCCGCUCUCAAUCUACACAGCCCACGGCAUCAGCGUCCCUUCCGGCGUCCCGGAACAACCAUUCUCCGACGCGGAGACUCUCCUCGGAGCGCAAAACCGCGUCGAGAACGCGCGGGCCGCGCAGCCCGAUGCGGAUUACUGGAUCGGUCUCGAAGGCGGGGUUGCGGAGCAGGAUCUCGGGGACGGCGACGGCGCGUCGUUGGCCAAUUUUGCUUGGAUCGUGGUCACUGAUAAGCACGGACGGACGGGAAAGGCGCGCACGGGGGCCUAUUUCUUGCCCAAGGAGACGGCCAAGCUUGUGCGCGGUGGGAUGGAGCUGGGGCAUGCCGACGACUUGGUCUGGGGGCGGUCGAACUCGAAGCAAAAGACUGGCUCCGUGGGGCUGUUGACGGAUAACGUCAUUGACCGGACGGCGUACUAUGUCCAGGCAGUCGUAUUGGCCCUCAUACCUUUCAGGAAUACACAUCUUUCUUUUUAG
Molecule: messenger RNA, 639 nt
Organism: Parascedosporium putredinis
Lineage: Eukaryota; Fungi; Ascomycota; Sordariomycetes; Microascales; Microascaceae
Source: the annotation of a GenBank genome assembly